CAGCAUCGUCAGAGCAGACAGGUGAUCAGAAAAGCGAAACUACUGCAAAAAAACAGUCACUGCUUUUAAUGGGAUGGCUUGAAUCAGUCAGAGACAGUCACAUUAAGAGAAAUAACUUGAGACGGAGACGCCAUGGCCUGUGCUCGAGUGCCACUGGAUGAGCAGCAGGUGACUGAGCCUGGUCUGCUGGGGAAAGACCGUACACUGCCUGCACUGCACCCAGAGAGGAAGGAGGAGCGAUACUUUGUGCCUUAUAAACCUCUACCAGAAGACAGCUCUGCCGCUAAGGUGGAGGAGUUUUUGGAAAACACCAGAUUCAUCACGGAGGAUCUGGAGUGGCUGCUCGCUCUGCCUCACGAUAAGUUUUGGUGUCAGGUGGUUUUUGACGAGUCCCUGCAGAGGUGUUUGGACUCGUACCUGCAUCAUGCUCCUCGUGGCCUUGACAUCGCCGCCUCGCCCUCGUCUCCGGCCGUGGCUGAGAUGCAGCGCUCCGUUCACAGGAUGGUGUUUCUGACUUUCCUCAGGAUGGCCACGCACAAAGAAUCAAAGGAGAACUUCAUCACCCCGGUUGUGUUUGGAGAAAUUAUCUACGACAACUUUCUUUUCGACAUUCCCAAAAUCUUGGAUCUUUGUAUGUUAUUUGGAAAAGGCAACAACCAGCUGCUGCAUAAGAUGAUAGAGAACAUCUUUACGCAGCAGCCGUCCUACUAUAACGACUUGGAUGAGACGGUUCCCACUGUGUUAGAGGUGUUCGACACCAUCCUGGGCAGGUGCGGUCUCCAGUGUGAAGGAGCCGUUGCCAUGGAGCCGAUGAAGCUUAACGCACACAAACAGCUCACUGCCAUGACCAUGAGCCAGCAGGAACUUGUAGAUAUUAUUUUGUACCUGUGUGACUCGACCACCACCAUUCAUGCCUUCCUGGACAUCUUCCCUGCCGCCUGCUCCAGCUUCCACUCCCACAGCUUCCUCGACAGAUUGACCUCGUUUUAUGAGACCGCUGUGCCUGACCUCGAGAAAGUCUUGAGGAAGAGAAACUUUGAUGAUAAAGGUCUUCAGGAUGACGUGUGGAAGCGGUUAUCUCACUCCUGUAGGAAGAUGGUGGAGACGGCUCACCUGGUGCUGCAUCACACCUGCCUGCAGCCAAUCCUGGAGGGCGGAGAAAACAUGCAAUCGUUUGCCGAGGAGCUGCUUCAACAUUUCACAUCUUUUUUACCAGAGAAGAGGUUCUUGUCAGAUUACGACGAGCAGUUUCCCAUCGCAGACGACAUCAGCCUCCUACAGCAGGCGCUCCCCAUCAUCGAUGAGACCAGGACGUCCUACCUGCUGGAGGGGGUCCAGAGCGCCUGGGACAGCGUGGGCCGACGGAAACCUCAGAGCCAGAAUCAGCUGAGGCCGUCCUCGGCGUUUGAUGGAGCAGCGGGCGGUGCUUCUGCCGCUUCCUCUUCAGCCGGUUUUCAUGAAGUCCGACAACCAGCAGAAGGAGGGGAGAGCCUGAGGGGGGCGGAGGCCAUGCUGGAUGCCCCCCGAAAAGGAAAUAAUGGAGCGGUGUGUGAUGUGAGCGAGGCGGAGCUGGAGUCUCUGCUGUCGUGUAUCAGAGACCUGCUGCCUGAUUUAGGCGAAGGCUUCCUGAUGGCCUGUCUGCAGGAGUACAACUACAACUCAGAGCUGGUCAUCAACAACAUCCUGGAGGACCGUCUGGCCCCAAACCUGGACAAACUGGACCGAGCCAUGCCGAGGCCGGUGAAGGAGGAGCUUCCAGACCUUCUGGGAACCAGAUCCAACGUGUUUGACGAUGACGAGUUUGACGUCUUCCGCAGGGAUCAGGUGGACAUGUCUCGCAUCUGGAAGGGCAGGAGGAAAGGUGAGAACGCUCGAGAGAUGCUGGACGACAAGCAGCACAUAGCGGAGCAGAAGGCUCGUUACCAUGCCUACGAGACGGUGGUGGACGAGAUCGAAGUCCAGCCCGGCGAAAGCGCUGCCAGCUACGGCCUGGACGACUACGACGACGAGUACGACGACACCUACGACAUGAACCAGGUGGGAGCCAACGACCUGGACGGAGACAGUCUGCUCAACAGAAGGCCUUUUACAGUCCCUCAGGUUUUAAGAAAAGUAAACAAACACGAGGAAGUGGAGGAGGGUGAAGACGAGGACGAGGAAGAAGAAAGUAUACCGAACAACGUGAACAGAGACCAGUUUGUGCAGGACCCGGCUCUGCUGAGGGAGAGGGCUGAAGCCAGAAGAGCUGCCAUGCAGCAAAGAAAAGGCUUCCGACCGGAGCGAACCAGCAACGUGACCGGCCGCCCUAAAGGCCAGGGUCAGACGACGGAGACCUUCCUGGACCGACGCAAGAAAGAAGCCAACAAGAGCCGCGGUGCGAACCACAACCGCCGCAACAUGGCCGACCGCAAGAGGAACAAAGGCAUGAUCCCCUCCUGACCUGCGUGACGGACCCCCCCCCCAAACCCACUGCUGCUUCAACCUGACUGGCCGGUACGAGGGAGAGAGAGAAAGGAGUGAAGGUUCAUUGUUGUAGAUCCGAAAGGAAAAAGCCGCCGCAGGUUUUGGUGACGAGAAGCGUUCUAGUUUGACGGACUAUAUUUGGAAAAAUCAACAUUUCAGCUCUUUUUCUUUUUCUUUUUUUUUCUUUUGGUGGUGAGAAGUUGCAAAGUUGCAGCUUUAUGGACAAUUUAAGACACUUGAAACAUCUGCUUUUAAUAUUUGAGCCUUGAAGGAUUUUCUCAGUUCUUCAGUUUAACUCAAAAAUAAUUUUCUUUUUCUAGUUUAUUGGAGAAAAAAAGAAAAACCAACAUCAACCAAAGUUCAGAGUGAAGCAGAGACUGAGGACAAAGAAUUAUAACACCUUUCUUUUCUUUUCUUUUGCCAAGUAACAAAUCAGUUUAUUGUUAUUAUUAUUAAGAUCCAGAGUGAUUUCAUACAUUUCUUUGACAUCAUCAUCAUCAUCAUCAUCAUCAUCAUCAUCAGAUAAAACAACAUAGGAAUAAGAGGAAGAAAAUAUCCAAGUGUGUUUUUUCUUUUUUUCUUUUUUUUGGAGAAACUGGUUCCUUAAUGUAGCUGGAAGAACAAUUUACUGACCUGGUGAUCAAGUCUGGACGUCAGCGAGUCUUUAAAAAAAAAAAGCUGCUCGUACGUUAACGUUUGAGUGCAUGCACGUGAUGUCAUCAUCAUCCACCCACACACACACACGUGUUCACGCCACUGUCGUCCAGUGUUCGCAAAAAAAAAAGAAACCAACAAUAAAUUAAAAAAAAACACAAAAGUCGUCUAGCUCAUGAAAUCAGCUGUGUGAUCAUCUCAUUAUGAAGCUUUUGUGUUUUUUUGUUUUUUUUCCUCCUACACGUCGCCAUGGAUACACACUGUUUUCUAUCGGAGCAUUUUGUAACAAACAAAAACUAAAGAAGCACACGAUGUAAUAGCUUUUUUUUUUUUUUUCUUUGUUGGAGUUGACAUUGCAAAAAGAAAAAGAAGAGAAAAAGAAAAGAAACCAACAUUAAAUAAAUACAUUAAUACUUUGUUUUUGACAUCCUUCGAGUUUGAGUCGUCACUGAUUUAAAAAAAACAAAAAAACAAAAAAACACUUUUAUAUAAAAUUUGAUUUAUUUUAUUUCCUUAAAUGUGUUCGAGCUGCACGUUCAGAUUUGACUUGAAUCAUUAUUUUCUGAUAUUUGAGAUUAUUUUUUUUUUUUUUUACUGAAUUCGAACAUUUGACAAAAAAAGGGCUGCAAAAUUGACCCAGUCUGGAUUGAUUGUUUUAUAAAGUAUAAAUUAUAAAUUAUCACCCAAUUCUGUGUUUAGCCAACUUCAUUUCAACCUAUCACCACAGAGGUUCUUUACACAUACUCUUUGGAAAUUAUAGUCAUUUAAACUUUUAUAUUAAAUACCUUUUAAUAGCUUAUCUUUAAGCAGGAUCAGUUCAUUGUAGGUUUGGUUCUGCACAUAUAUAAUAAGAAAAAUAUAGAAAAACUGCAGCCUUAUCUUCUCCUUUAACUCCGUCUAUCUUUCUAAAUGUGAGGAAUUUUCUAUAUUUUUUUCUUACUGCCAUAAAAUCUCAUGUUCAGAGUCAAACCAGCGAUGAACUGAUCUACUUAGAAGUGCAGUAGAUCUCCGUGGGUGUCCAAAAAAAACCUAUGUAACCAUGAAAAUAUUAAUAAUGGUAAAUAUGAUCGCUGUUAUUAGUCUUAGGAGCCAUGAUUUCUAAACCAACUAAAUGUGUUAAUCUCUUAAUAAUGAAGGAUUUUGUCGCCCAGUGCAGCAUUGUGGCUCAUUCAUUUGUUUUUUUUUUUAUAUUUUUGGAUAACAACGGAGGUCUACUGUAAUAUCCUUAAGCAGGAUUUGCUCAUUGUUUUAUUGGUUCUGCACAUAUAUAAAUAAGAAACAUAUAAAACAUUAUCAGCUUGCACCUUUAACUUCUUCCUUCUUCCUAAAUGUGAGCGUUGACCUUUUUAAACUCUACCAGCCUACAUGUGUUUAACAUCUGAUGAGCUCCUGUAACAGACAAACCUCUGAUGCUAAAGUAUCAUUGAACAAGUAUGGAUGUGGA
Scomber japonicus (chub mackerel) is the source of this 4561-nucleotide messenger RNA. RefSeq names its product activating signal cointegrator 1 complex subunit 2 (gene ascc2). The transcript has 19 exons. The record is from RefSeq and is a predicted model, not a curated record. Lineage: Eukaryota; Metazoa; Chordata; Actinopteri; Scombriformes; Scombridae. The coding region runs from base 133 to 2439 and encodes 768 amino acids. Gene Ontology annotation, biological process: regulation of DNA-templated transcription. Gene Ontology annotation, molecular function: ubiquitin binding.